AUGGAGUUCGAGGACACGCCCGCAGCCAGUGAGCAUCAAGAGGAGGAGGUCGACUUCCCAAUCAAGCACAACGACGAGGCCCAGAGCACCUUGGUUGUGCUUUCCUCCACAGAGCUCUGUCUGGGUCCCAUUAGGCCUCAGUUGCCGAUGGCGAUGCCGAUGCGUCUUCUGCAGCUCUUGCUCUGCGCCGGCCUUCUCGCGUCAUGUGCGGAAGGAGAAGGGCACACAGGGCUCCCGUUUGGCCGAGCAGUUCGUGAGAAGUACUUCCAGUUCGAGCCAGGAUUCCGGAACUUCAACCACGGCGGCUUCGGGGCAACCCCUAUCCCAGUGCGAAGAGCUCAGGAGGCUUUGAUAACUACCGCCGAGGCACAGCCGACGCGCUGGUUCGCAGGAGGUAAUGGCAGCUAUCAUGCAGCGCUCGCCACCGUCAGGCCACGUCUCGCCUCGCUGAUGGGAGCUAACGAAUCCGAUCUCGUCUUUCUGGAUGAUGCGUCUUCCGGCCUCAACGCCGUGCUGCGAAGCCUCCGCUGGCAGCCCAACGACAUUCUACUGCUGACAACAGCUGCUUAUGCGGUGUUGCCGAACACGGCUCAGUGGCUGCAGCGGCGGUAUGGCAUUCGAACUCUGCAUGUCGAAGUGCACUUCCCGGCGACGGGCGGGGAGACCUUUUUGGAUCCAGUGAGGGAGGCCCUGGAGAAGCUUGGAGGAGAGGCGUCUCGCCUUCGGCUAGCCGUCUUUGAUCAUGUGUCCUCCUACCCGCCAGCCGUCCUUCCCGUGGAAGCCUUGGCCAAGCAAGUGAAGGAGGCGGCGCCGAGUGCGCUCGUGCUGUUGGACGGAGCUCACGCUUUGGGGCAGGUGCCUAUUUCCAUGACGGCCUUGGCCACAGCCGGCGUGGACUUCUACGUCACAGAUGGCCACAAGUGGCUCAUGGCACCAAAGGGCAGCGGUGCUCUUUGGGCACGCCCCUCUGCGCAGCCCUUGCUGGAGCCCGCGAUCAUCUCCUCGGACAAUGCGCCAGGAUCGAGCUUCCAGUCUCGGUUUGACUACAUCGGAACGCGAGACUACACCCCCUGGUGUGCCAUGGGAUCGACGAUGGACUUUCGUCGGGACGUGCUUGGGGGAGAAGACCGCAUUCAAAGCUACGUCACAGGCCUAGCUCGUUGGGCUGGGAGGCACAUGGCGGACCGCCUUGGCACCGAGACAGUGGCGCCAGAUUCAAUGACCCCCGGCAUGUUUGCCCUGCGGCUACCGCUGCCCGAGGACUGGACUCCGAGCCAGAAGACGGCAUGCAGCGGGCUGAUUGCACAAGGGCUCAUUGGCCAGUACUCCAUGCAAGUGAUCUCUUUUGCACUACACACUCCCACCAGCGAUGGGCGCGAAGAGGUCACGCACUGGAUCCGAGUGUCGGCGCAGGUCUACUUGGAGAGGUCGGAUUUCGAGGAUCUCACCCACGCGGUGAUGUCACUGAGGGAUAUGGAUGCCGCCGAAUCCACACCCAUCGAUGCAGGUGCUGGCAAGCCUGAACGCAGCAUGCAAAAGCCUCCGAUAAUCUGGCUACACGUCUACGACCUGGGGCAGAUGACGGCUAAGCUGAACACCUUCAUGCUACGCUCCAUGGGCAUCGGUGCCUAUCACGUGGGCGUUGAGGUGCUCGGCGACGAGUGGUACUUCCGCUGGAGUGAUACUGCAGGACGCAGAAAUCCCUGGUCAAUUUGUGCGGAUAGCAAGUUCGAAUGA
Messenger RNA from Symbiodinium sp. CCMP2456, 1737 nucleotides. The record is from the annotation of a GenBank genome assembly. NCBI's taxonomy places the organism in Eukaryota, Dinophyceae, Suessiales, Symbiodiniaceae.